This is a messenger RNA of Myodes glareolus (Bank vole), 1244 nucleotides long. NCBI's taxonomy places the organism in Eukaryota, Metazoa, Chordata, Mammalia, Rodentia, Cricetidae. The record is from RefSeq and is a predicted model, not a curated record.
CCCGUUGAUAGAUAACUAGAUGCAAGGAAAGCUGGGGACCCAGAGCAACGGCUGAGUUCCUGUCACUGCCACCCACUGGACGGCCACCAUGGUGCUUCUGCUGGGCUUCCUCCUCCUUUUGGGAGUCACAGAUUUCACUGGGAGUGUGAGCAUCACUACUCCAGAGCAGACAGUUCAGGAAGCCCAAGGGGAAACUGCGCACCUGCCCUGCAUGUUCACCCUUAGCCCUGAGGACCAAGGACCACUGGACAUCGAGUGGCUUCGGCUUUCAGGACCUAAUAACGAAGAGGUGGACCGUGUGGUUAUUUUAUAUUCUGCAGACAGAAUUUGUGAUGACUUCUAUCCAGGUCUGAAAGGACGAGUGCAUUUUACCAGUAAUGACAUCGGGUCUGGGGACGCAUCCAUAAAUAUAACAAGUAUCCAGCUAUCGGAUGCUGGCACCUAUCAGUGCAGAGUGAAACAAAGCCUUGGCGUUGCCAACAGGAACAUCCAGCUAGCUGUCACCGGUUUCACUGGGAGUGUGAGCAUCACUACUCCAGAGCAGACAGUUCAGGCAGUCCAAGGGGAAACUGCGCACUUGCCCUGCAUGUUCACCCUUAGCCCCGAGGACCAAGGACCACUGGACGUUGACUGGAUGCUGCUCACUGGACCUGAAAAUGAGGUGGUGAAUCAUUUGCUUAUUGUAAGUUUAGCAGACAAAAUUUAUGAUGGCUUCUAUCAAGAUAUGAAAGGACGUGUGAAGUUUACAAGUAAUGAUAUCUGGUCUGGUGAUGCCUCUAUAAAUAUAACCAAUGUUCAGCUCUCUGAUGCUGGCACCUACCAGUGUGAAGUGUUCUAUGGUGCCGCUGCUGCUAAGAGGGCCAUUCAGCUGACAGUUGUCGGCUAGGAGUGAAACCUGGGCCUCAUGCUUCCUAUGAAAAAGCUCUAUGACUGUACCACACCCCUGUCCCUAGAAUUGCUAAUCAGUUUCCCCAGAGAUCACAUCAAUUGAACUUCUAAUUAAGUUUUGCCAAGUAUUUGAUCCUGUGAAUCUCAUGAAAUGUGCCUUGUGCUCCUGCGUUCCUUCAACCUCGAAAGAACCCUUUGUGACAAUAAACCAGUGUCUCGGCAUUCUCUUUGAUUUUUCUGCCAUCAGUUCGCCCCUGUAUUCUAAUGUUAGAGAACCCAGCAGCAAUAUCUUGGAGAUAAGAGAUGUAAUUUUUCUGGAUAUCAGUUGAUGAAAAUAAACAUGAUUUGAAUUUUGA